Molecule: messenger RNA, 1713 nt
Organism: Phacochoerus africanus (Common warthog)
Lineage: Eukaryota; Metazoa; Chordata; Mammalia; Artiodactyla; Suidae
Product: zinc finger protein 622-like
Exons: 6
Coding region: 152-1573 (473 amino acids)
Biological process (GO): ribosomal large subunit biogenesis
Cellular component (GO): preribosome, large subunit precursor
Molecular function (GO): nucleic acid binding; zinc ion binding
Source: RefSeq, a predicted model, not a curated record
ACUUCCUGUCUGACCGGGUCUACCGCAAUCCAGUCCGGAAGGCACUCAGUCCGGCUCUUCCCCGGCGCCGAGGUUUGUCUUACCCUGUGGGGGUGUCAGGGCGCAGGUCGCUAGCUUUCUGCCGCGGUCGCCUGUUAUUUUCCGGCCAGCGAUGGCGACCUACACCUGCAACACCUGCCGGGUGGUGCUGGUCGACGCGGAGGCGCAGCGGGCGCACUACAAGACGGACUGGCACCGCUACAACCUGAGGCGCAAAGUGGCCGGCAUGGCCCCGGUCAGCGCCGAGGGCUUCCAGGAGCGGGUGCGGGCGCAGCGGGCCCUGGCGGAGCCCGAGAGCAAGGGCGCGGCCACCUACUGCACGGUGUGCAGUAAGAAGUUUGCCUCCUUCAAGGCCUACGAAAACCACCUCAAGUCCCGGCGGCACGUGGAGCUGGAGAAGCAGGCGGUGAGCCGAAAAGUGGCGAUCCUGAAUGAGAAGAACUUGGAGAAAGGGCUGGGCGUGGACAGUGUGGACAAGGAUGCGGUGAACGCGGCCAUCCAGCAGGUCAUCAAGGCGCAGCCGUCCACGUCGCCCAAGAAGGCGGCCCCGGCGCUCGAGGCGGAGUUCCGGAGCCCGGUGUCGGUGGCUGCGGGAGGGCGUGGGGCUCACCAGCGGGACCCGGCCGAGAAGCCUCCGCGGCUGCAGUGGUUUGAACAGCAGGCGAGGAAGUUGGCGAAGCAGCAGGGGGAGGAGGAGAGUGAGGAGGAGCUGGAUGAUGGCGAUGACUGGGAGGAUAUUGAUUCUGAUGAGGAACUGGAGUGUGAGGAUGGUGAAGCCCUGGACCAGGAGGAGGAGCAGGAUGCAGAGGAGGAAGAGGCUGGAGGAAGCCUCCCGCUUGGUGCCAUCCCCAUAACGGACUGCUUAUUUUGUCCCCAUCAUUCAAGCUCCCUGGUGAAGAAUGUGGCUCAUAUGACUAAAGUCCACAGCUUCUUUCUUCCUGAUGUAGAGUAUCUGUCAGACCUUAAGGGACUGAUUAAAUAUUUGGGAGAGAAAGUUGGUGUUGGGAAGAUUUGCUUGUGGUGCAAUGAGAAAGGGAAGUCCUUCUACUCCACGGAAGCCGUGCAGGCUCACAUGCAUGACAGGAGCCAUUGUAAGCUCUUCACAGAUGGAGAUGCUCUUUUGGAAUUUGCAGACUUCUAUGAUUUUAGGAGUAGCUACCCGGAUCACAAGGAAGGGGAGGACCCUGAUGAGACUGAGGCACUGCCCUCAGAAAAGCCCUUGGGAUAUGAUGAUGACACCAUGGAGCUGAUCCUCCCUUCUGGUGCCAGAGUGGGUCAUCGCUCCUUGAUGAGAUACUACAAACAGCGGUUUGGCUUAUCCAGAGCUGUGGCGGUUGCCAGGAAUCAGAAGGCUGUGGGCCGGGUGCUCCAGCAGUACAGAGCCCUGGGCUGGACGGGCAGCACAGGAGCAGCUCUCGUGCGCCAGCGGGACAUGCAGUAUGUCCAGAGGAUGAAGUCGAAAUGGCUGCUGAAGAUGGGUGUGAAGAACAAUGCCACCAAGCAGAUGCACUUCAGGCCCCAAGUGAUGUUCUGAGUGGGCCGGGGACUGAGGCGCCAUCUGUGUCCCGCUCAAGCAUCGUCCUCGCCUGAGGACCGUGGAAGCGGGAUUGGGCAACAGCCCCUUUUGCUGCUGCGCUUGCUCUGUCCUGACCUGAUAAUAAAGUCAGAAUCAUA